This is a messenger RNA of Prorocentrum cordatum, 1809 nucleotides long. Lineage: Eukaryota; Dinophyceae; Prorocentrales; Prorocentraceae. The record is from the annotation of a GenBank genome assembly.
AUGGCCGAGCUCGACGACGACGUCCUCAUGGCCCGCAUGCUUGCGCGAGGCCUCCGCGAGCGCGGGGACGAGGACGGCGCCGCGCCCGUCGGCCGGCCGAGGGCGCCGCUGCUGCCCCCGCGUGUCCGAGGCCACCUCGGCAGUGCGCCGACCCUGGCGCCGUCUCCUUCUUCGACGCAGCGCUGCAAGGCAGACUGGCCGGCCUGCUUCCGCGAGUCCACUGCUCCGCAGGAGGCGAUCAUCGGGACCCUGCAGGAGCUCCUGCGCGUGGCCAGCGAGUUCCCCCUGGAGCCCAUCACCGUUGACAUGCUGGACAGCGCCUUGGCGCAUACCUCGGCCAGCAAGGCCAAGGGUAUCGACAACUUGGCAGCGUCGGCCUCGGGGGGCGACAGCGUGCUGGGCGUUCUCGCCACGGUCGCCAAGACAUGGUCGAAGGCCAGGUCCACCGCCACUGACCGCUGGGCGGAGGCCGAGCACCACUGGUGGGACGCUGCCAUCAAGGGCUCGUCGGCCUUGAGGGCCGCCAUCGUGCGCUUCAUGAUGGACGAGACGGCCCUCGCCAUGGGCUUUGCACGCUGUGGGCCGUUCGUGGAAAACGCGGUCGCCGGGGCCGAGGGCGCGCAGGGCAGCUCGCGGUCCACCAUCCUCGGCGCGUCGGUUGCGCUCAAGGAGGGCCUCGACCCGCAAAACUUGACUGUGUCGGGCAAGACGGCCCCCAUGUCAAGUCAUCCUGCAUUGGGCCGAGAGCUCAGCAGAGCCCUGCAGCGCAGGGGCAUCCCGUGCCAGGCCGCCGUCGCCGCCGUCGACAUCGGCGUCGACGUGGCAGCUGGAAGGAGGAGGCCGCAGCGCAGGACGGAGGCCAGGAAGAAGGCGGCGCAUUCCAUGUCCAGGAGGAUCGCCAGGAUGCGGAAGCAGGUCCGCCUCAGCAGGCUGACGAAGGCGCUUUGGUCCACCGCCGCCCAGCCAAAGGCCGCGCGCGGGCGCCAGGCGCUCGGGCUGGCGCCGAUCGCGCUGUUGCGCCUGAGGAGGUCGGCGGCCGCGUCCGCUGCUGCCCGCGGGCCAGACAGGUGCCUCGCCGGCCUCCUCGGCGCCCUGCGCGGGGGCGAGGGCCCCGCCAUCGAGUCAAGGGCGUUGACGCGGACGUGGGUGGGCGCGUCGGCGGUGGAAACGGAGCUCAUCCUGGCGGUCAAGAAGCAGCCCUGGUCCAAGGCCAGCAGGCACCGCCAUGGGGCCGACCUCCGCGACGGCGCUGACGCGCGCGGGGUCCUCCGCGAGCAGCGCCGCUUCAUGGCCAAGGGCAUGCUGGACUCCUGCAGCCAGAACCUCAUUGUCAUCGCGGGGGGGUUAGUGGCCUCGGGCUCGCCAGGCCGGGGCGGGGCGCCAGCGCCGAGGUUCAAUCGGGACGAGGCCGACCGAGGCGUCAAGAUCGGCCUCGACGUCGAGGGCUGCCGCGACGAAUGCUGGCACGCGCGCGGGGACGCCGCGGCCGUGCGCGCGGCACGCCACCACGACCCGCUGGCGCUCGGGCACCUCGGGCAGCUCUUCCAGCCCGCGGAGGACGCGGACCGGAUGCUGCAGCAGGCCAUCGAGGCGAGCCGUAAGGCGCACCUCGUCGCCGAGCUGCCGCGCGAGAAGUACAACCCGGACUGCCACCAUGACCUCCAGGAGUGUGAGCUGUGCUUGGUAGAGUACGAGGUUGGUGAUGAGCUGAUGAGGCUGCCUUGCAUGCACCUCUUUCACAGCGCCUGCGUGGCACCCUGGCUGCAGAAGGCGAACAGCUGCCCCGUCUGCCAGACGGACACCCUGGAG